AUGACGAAACCAAAAAUAAGGAAGUUGAUGUAGUUUAUAAUAGGUGUAAACAAUGCUGUGUUUGUGGCGCCGCUGAGAGCAUUCCGAGCUACAUGGACACAAGUGUGCUGUUUGUACAUACCUCAGAUAAUGCUUCUAUGCCAUAAUGAUGACAACUAGAAGCAACAUGCUCACUGCUGGAAUAUCUAACAAUAAGGUCAAAUACUCACGGCUGGCUGCUGAUGAUGAUGGUUACAUAGACUUACAGUUCAAGAAACCCCCUCCAAAGAUCCCAUACAAGGCGAUUGCACUGGCAAUAUUCCUGUUUCUGAUUGGCUCUUUACUAAUUAUCUUUGGGGCCCUUCUUCUGGCAGAAAUCAUACCGGUUGAGCAUCCCGACCGCACUAUUCCUGUCAUCAUCAUAGGGAUACUUGUUUUUCUUCCGGGAUUUUACCAUUUGAGAAUCGCCUACUAUGCUGCAAAGGGUUACCGGGGUUACUCCUAUGAUGACAUCCCAGACUUUGGCGACUGAACCAAAUACCAUCCAAUCAUCCCCUAUUUUUCCUCAUUGUGUAUCUUGGUGCCUGCUGUUUCCUGACUGAAUGUAUGUAUCAAAGAGUAAAACCAUAUAAUUUUAGGAUAGAUAUCUGUAUUUGUCUGGGUGGGCUUACUGAAAGAUUUAUGGUCUGUGUGUGUGUGUGUGUGUUUGUUUUGUUUGUUUUUUUUUCUCCUAACUUUCUUCCUAAAAUGUGGCUUGUGUGUUCACAUAUCUGCCAAAGCUUUACAGAAGUUAGAGACUUUACAUAUAUAUGCAGCUUUAUUAAUAUUAAAACACUCAGUGACUGGUGGAUAUCAGUCCAUCUGCUUACCUGAAACAGCACAUCAAUGUUUUUGCUGUUACGCACCUCACUACAUACAUUAAGAAAUGAUCAGUGAGUAUAGAUUUUGACAGAUGCCUUUAAUUUACUAUUCCUAGAGUGCACGACUGAGAAUCGGUGUGAUUAUUGUAUAGUACUUUAAUGAUGUACAAAUAGGC
Molecule: messenger RNA, 1015 nt
Organism: Pundamilia nyererei
Lineage: Eukaryota; Metazoa; Chordata; Actinopteri; Cichliformes; Cichlidae
Product: transmembrane protein 230-like
Exons: 4
Coding region: 146-511 (121 amino acids)
Biological process (GO): synaptic vesicle transport
Cellular component (GO): endomembrane system; synaptic vesicle
Source: RefSeq, a predicted model, not a curated record